Molecule: messenger RNA, 6854 nt
Organism: Drosophila hydei
Lineage: Eukaryota; Metazoa; Arthropoda; Insecta; Diptera; Drosophilidae
Exons: 4
Coding region: 79-6351 (2090 amino acids)
Molecular function (GO): protein binding
Source: RefSeq, a predicted model, not a curated record
UUUAGCGAAUCGUGUCGAUGAGUUGAACAACGCCACGACCACCCCCAAAAAACGCCUACCCCCUUAGCCAUACAAACAAUGGAAGCAGCGCACCAACAGCAGCAGCAGCAGCCAACAGAAGCAGUUGGAGUAGCAGCAGCAGCAGCAGCGAUUGCCAGGUCAUUGGACCAACAGAUGGAGGCAUCGAUUGGUUCGCCCAACCACUCGCACUAUUCGAAUCUCACCAACACCAGCAGCAGCAACAGCAGCAGCCACAACAACAGCAACGUGAGCAGCCCAUCUGUGGCGACAGAUAGCAGCAGUUCCUCCUCCUCAUCCUCGGCGCCGCAAUAUAGCGAAGAUUUGCGUGCAGCAGCUCGACAAAAUCAGAGGGGUUCGCAUUCGGGUAGCGGUUCCACGAAAACCUGUGAACUGGAUGUCGGGGAGGAGGAGCGUGAUACCUUCUCGCCAGUAUCCAGUCCGGAGUGCAAUAGCGGUGCAGUAGCUGCAGCUGCUCUGGUAGCAGCAGCUGUUGCCGGUGGCAGCAGCAGCAACGGCGGCGGCGGCGGGAGAGACAACAAAAGCUACGACAGUAAAUUAAAGCCGCCCUCAAAGGAGGAAAAGCAGCGACAAAACGAGGAAAUUGUAUGCAUGGAAACAUCAACUGUAUCAACUGAGACAGGCUCCUGGGAGUCCGUAUAUCCCACUGCAGCAGCUGUGCAAUCCCAGCCUCCGGUGCCAGCUCUUCCCCAAGUGGAGGGCAUAAGCGCCAGCUGCCUGUUGCGUGAGUUGGAGAAGCGGGAACAGCCGCUGAGCAGCUCACAGAAUAGCGCCUGUUUUAUAGACGCCUCGUCGCUGCGCGAUGAGGACGAGGUGCUAUCGUUUCCGAGUCUGGACAGCCUGCAGCCCAACGAUCAGGCAAAGCCUGAGACGGAGCUGGAAUUGGAACAGUUUCACAAGGCGUUUGCCAAGUGCAAGGCACCACGCAGCAGUCAAUCAAAUUGCAGCUCCGAUGUGGAGGUGGAGGAUGAGCCACGUCCGGACUCGAAUAGUGGCACCAACAAUCUGUCCGAUGAAGAAAAGUUGUGGAAACGCGAGCAACAGCUGCCGGCUAGUGGUGCUACCGAUGCCACGGAGGCCAGCAGCGUGUCUCUAGCUGCCGAUGCCGACUCGUCCGAUUCCUCGUUAAGUGCACGCAGGCGACGCACUGCACCCGCUGCUGUGCCCAUGGCUGUGCCGCGUAGCUUCCAGCACAAUACACAACAGUUUAGCGUGCAUCCAUUGGGCAGCAGCCCGAAAUUUGCACCACAUCAUGGACACGAUCUCAGCUAUACGACAGACUACUCCAGCAGCAGCCCGGCACACAGUUUGGUCUGGUCGGAGCAGUGCAGGCAGCACCCAUCACAGUUGCUGCAGCAGCAGCAGCAACAGCAAUCGUUGCAGCCACAGCAGCAGCAGCAGCUGCCACCAGCUACUGAUACUCCACACAAUUCCAUGGUGCAUGUGCUGGAGCACGUCUCGAGCAGCAACAAUAGCUCCAUACACAGGGAUUAUACGUUCAGCUCCUCGUUGUCGCAUCAUCGCGAUUCGGGCGCCUAUUGCAGUGAUGCCACAGAUUCGCCGCUGCCGCUGCCACGCACACCCAAACGCUGCUCCAAGUUCGAUGAGGCGAAUCCCAUUGUCUCUGGCGGUGCUUCCAUUGAGGACUUCAGGCAGAAGCAUUGCGAUAGUCCCAGUCGAAAGCGCACCGAUGCCUGUCCCAUUGUGUCGGGUGGAUUUGUGUCGCUAGACUUUGCGGCCACGCGGCCAAGGGACGAUGAUGAUGAUGAUGAUGAGAUUGCCAAUGAUCAGCAGGCGAAUGAAGAUGCAGAGUUGGAGGGUGUGGAGCUGAGGGUCAAGACGGGCCAACCAGUGCGCAAGCCUCUACCAGGCAUUGCGUCCUGGGUGGUGGACAUGAGCGACUGUCGGCCAGAGCGGCGUAAGAGCAGCAGCUCCACGUCCAGCCUGGAGGCUGGCGCGGCACGUUUUCGUGAACGCUCCGAUUCGAAUAGCUCGCAUAAGAGCGGCUGCGGUUUCUAUGUGUCACUGGAUGACAUGGAUAGAAAGCCAAAGGUGCAAAAGGAACAACCAGUGCAGCAAUCGUCCUUAAGCAAGUCCUAUACAGCGCCCAAGGCGGCGAAUUUCUUUGUGAAUCUCUCGCAGAGUGAAUAUCAGGCUAAGGACGAGCAGCUGGAGCAGUCAAAGCCAAAGGAGGAGGCAGUGCAGCAGGCCGAUAAAAAGAAUAUAUUCAGCAUGUUUAUAGACUUCGGGGAGCCGGCCAAGCAACAGCAGCAGCAACCGCCACAGCGUGCAACCAAUGGACGCAAGGAGCCAUUCAAUUUGGCACAACGUUUGAGCAGUUCGUUGAGCGUGGUUCAACGGCGCGGCGAGGAACUGAUGAAGUCCAGUGCCAGCUCGACGGAAACCCUAAUGGCCAAGAGCGGCACACAGCAGCCAACUCAGUUGCCAGUUUUGCAGAAGGAGGAGAGCAAGUCGCUCGACUAUCGUUGCAACUUGGAGCAGCCAUCGUUGACGGUUGCUGCACUGCGUCGCAUGUCGCGCGAGCAGGACACCAGCAAGCGGCACAGUUGGGGCAGCAAUAACAGCAAGGACCAGGCGCCAAUUCCCGGGGAUUACAAACGUUCCAUAAGCCUAACUGCCAAUGGGGGCGAUCCACCUGGCAGUGGUCUAAUGAGCAUUAUCGACAAGUUGCCCAUUAUAUCGAAAGCAUCCUCCUUGUCCGUGGAUAGCUCCUUGUCGCCCUAUGAUGAGUACAGUGGCGGCGCCUUGAGCAGCUGCUCUGACGAUGAUCAGCAGGCGGCUCGUUUGAAGAAGCGACGACGCGAUGCACAGCUAAAUGAGACCUACGACAAGAGCAGCAGCAUAGCCUCUGCCCUGACAGAGGGCGUGCUCUCUAAGGAUAUGUCGCCCGCGUCCAAUACGGACACGGAUGACCUCACCUUCCAGCAGGAUGAGCAGCUAGCGCUGCGUGAGGUGCAGCUGCAGCAGCAACAGGUCCAACAGCCGCUGCAGCUGACAAGCAGCUCGAAUCGCACCUCCAUCAUGGAGACGAUCAUUGAGGCCAAAGAGACGGCCUCUCCCAAGAAGCAGCCGAAUCUUAGCAAUGGCCAUACCAUGGAAACACUCCAUGCCACCAUCGAGAAGCAGAAACAGCUGCUUGAAACGGUUAACGAGAAUGCCGAGCAGCCGGCAAACUUUGUCAAGCUCUCCGAUAUGGAUAAGCCUGUGGCCAAGCAUGAACUGCAAUCGCCGGAUGCCAUGAGCAAGAGUGCGGGCAACCAGCGCAGUGCCAGUCAACGGUUCUAUCGCGACGAACAACAACGCGCAGCAACGCGGCCACAUUCCUGGGCCAUGACGCGCUCGACAGGUGGCGGCAACAAUAUCCAACAGCUGGCCAGCUCGGUGGAUAACUUACGCAGCUUGUCGCGUCUGUUUCCCAACUUUAGCAAGGAAUUCUCCAAUUCGCUGCCUGGUGACAUGAUACUGGACAACGGACAGCAGCAGCAGGUGGAUUAUAUACAAACGGAUUUGAGCGCCGAUUCCAGUUUGGCUUCCAGUUUCAGUCGCUCCGGCAUGGACGAGUCCUCGAUGAGCUGUCGCCAGCCGCGGAGGCUGGGUGAGGAUUUGUUGAAGAUGUUUCUCCAGGAGAUUGCCACCGAUAUGUUGGUGGAGGUCCAUGGUAGGCGCAUACGCGCCCACAAGUGCAUCCUGCGCAGCCGCUGUCAAUAUUUUGCCGCCAUGUUGGCUGGUCAUGGAGCCCAGAGCGUUGUCUCCCUGCAGGGCUACUCCUAUGCAGCCGUACACUUUGCUCUGUGUCACAUCUAUUCGGGUGCCUCGCAUCCACCAGAUGGGAUUAGUCUGAUGGAGCUGGCCGCGUUGGCUGAUCUGUUGGGCUUGGAGGGAUUGAAGGAGGUGACAUCGCAUGCGCUGAAGACCAACUACUGCCACAACUUCCAUAAGCCCUGUUCCGGCUGCAUCGAUGGCAUUUUGCAGGUGCUGCCUGUUGCAUUGAAUCAUGCUUUGGAUGAUCUCUAUCGCAAAUGCUUGCGCUGGACCUGCCGGCAUUAUCUGAAGGUGUGGCCGACGCGUCAAUUUGCUCAGCUGCCGCCGGAUAUACUCGGACGCUGUCGUCAACAGAUUGUUGCCUACAUGACCUCCGAGACGGUGCUGGACACAGUGCUCGACUGCGACCAUCUGCUGGCUCAGCUCUCGGCCUAUCGCUGGGGUCAUGUCUGCGAGCAGCUGGUGCGCGAUAUUUUAGAUGCUGCCUAUGGCUAUGUGGGCGAUCACUUUGCCAGCCUUAUAGCUAGCGAUUCGUUCCUCUCACUUGGUCACGAUCGCAGUCGUCACAUUCCACGACUUGAGACGCUGCUGCUGCAAACAGCUGCGGCACUCACGCCGGAGCAGGCAUGCCGUAGCUAUCAGCGUGUAACUCGCUUGAAUACUGUGCUGCAGGCGAAACUCAUCCAGAUGCCGGUUAAUCUGGGCGAGCUGGCCAAGGAACUGCAGGGCUUGCAAGAGGAACAGCUCGACUGGCAACCUGAAUAUAUACGUCUGGUCAGUGCUCUGGUCUAUGCCGUCGAACAGUGCCUGAUUAGGCAAUGCUCACGUGCCAUGCGUGUGACUGCUUGGCAGCGCAUGGAUCUGGAGCUGCGCAAGAAAAUCCAGACCAUGGCGCGACUUACCGAGCCGCUCGAUCUCAAACGCAACGGCGGCAAGCCGGUAAGCAAGGCCUUCUCCUUCGGUGGCAGCACACGCAGCCAGGAUCUGGUGCAGAUCAAGCUGGCCAUACAGGCGCAAUCGAAGCGCGUUCAAGCGCAGGAAACACAGCUCUACAAGGCUACUCAGACCAACUAUGAUGCGGCGAAUGUGCAAACCACGGAGCGUGGCGUCCAGGCGCAUGGCAACGAUCUGCGCGAGGGCAACAGCAAGUUGCUCAAGUCAAAUUCUCGCGCCUAUGUACCGCAGGCGCAGCGCGCCAGCUCCCAGACGGCAAGCGAGAGGCACAGCCUCAAUACGCAUCGUCGCACACAGUCGGAGGCUCCGCCCGUCACACAGCGUAAGCCAGUAGGAGUUGCAGAGCCGAAAUCGAAUGCCUCCAGCAGCAGUCAAACCAAAUCCGCAGCACCCAUGGUGCGUGCACGCUAUCUGGAGCCGCGUAAGCCGCGAGCAGUUAGUGCAGGCAAUGGAACGACCGGUCCCAUGCGCAGCGCUACCAGCUCCAGUAUACCAGCAGCACGCAAAGCGCAGGCAAAGAACCUGCACAUCUCUUCCAGCGACAGUUCGCGAAACUCCAGUCCGGCGGCACUGCGUCGAGGCACACGAUUGGGCAACAAGUCGAACAACCUGUCCACAGAUAGUCUUGCAAAGAGUGGAUCGCGUGAACGGUAUUCCUCAGAUAUGAAUGUGGAUUCGAUGGCGGAGAGCAUGAAGAGCUCGGUGAUAACCAAUAAAACGAUCUCACACGAAUCGCUGUCGAGCAGUUCCAAAUUGGCACGGGUGCAGCAGCUCAAUGGACAUGCUGCUGCAGUCACGAAGCCGGCUCCAUUAAGAGGCAUACAGCGUGGCACAGCGCUGACGAACAAGUCGACACGUCAGCUUAAGCAGCAGCACAACGUGAAUGCAACAGGCGCUUCUAAUGGCUCCAGUCCCAGUUCGGUGCAUACAACCAAAUCGGCAACCAGUCGAUUGUCCUCGGUGAGCAGCACGCUGUCCACGCGAGAGAUGUUCAAGCAACGUUCAAUAUCGGUGCCGGCUGGUGGGGAAAAUCCUGCAAAGGGACGACACAGCUUCUUGUCUGCCAAGUCGCGAGAGAUUCUUGCUAGGCGUGCAGAGAAGAACAAAUUACAGCAACAGCAGCAGCAACAACAACAACAGCAGCAACAAGAGCAACAACAACAACAACAGUUACGCGCCUCUGCCGGUCCUUUGCGCUCCUCUUCACAUUCCGCCGUCAGCAGCAUGCUACAGCAGCACAAUCUACGCAACAGUUUGCCCUCCAAUAUACCCACACGACGUCCCAAUACGCUGCAGCUGCGUAAGACAACAAACCAAACAACAACAACAAAUGGCCAUGCCCCAGCAGCUCCUGGCUAUAAGCCCCAUACAAAUGGUGUUCUGAAUGGCGGCUUUAAGGCUGCACAGGCGGUUAAACAAAAACUGGAUUUGCUCAUCGAUGUAAAGCUGGAGAGCAACAGUCACCACAACAACAACAACGGUGGACAGCACGUCGAAUCCAAGCUGGAACGUUCGAGCACAUUUUGCAAGGAUAGCGCCGAUCUAAAUGUAGCCGAACUGCAGAUUGUGGAAUAAAUCUCCAAGACGGUCCAUAUCAAAUAUGAGCCGAGCAAACCAACCCAUACACGUCCCAUAAGGCAACUCUAGUCAAUAAUAGCAUGUAGUUGCAGGCGCAGGAAACCCUUAACAAUAAAUCAAUAAUCCAUAAAGAGAGGAAAGGACAAAAAUAAUCAAAGAUAAAUGAAGAACAUGUUACUAAAAAGCAAAAGAUGCACCCACUAAAAUUAUAAUAGUUAUAUACAUAAUUACAACAAAAAAUUAUUGUCGUUAAAAAUUCCCGCUCCCCAAAAAUAAUUCAAAAACAUAUAUAAAUACUAAUUAAAGUAUAGUAUUGUCUGGCAGGUGAAGUGGAAGCAAUGUCAAAAAGAGAUGAAAAGAUAAUUUGGUGAUAUUAUUUAGUGUGCGCUUACUCUUUAUUAUUUUGUUCAUCCUUUUUAUUUAUAUUUUCUUAAUUUUGCUGCAAUUUAUGUGCUUUGAAGUACUUGUCUUAAAUAAAUCAACUACACUACGAAGAAAUA